Tinamus guttatus (white-throated tinamou) is the source of this 996-nucleotide messenger RNA. It is a transcript of the gene NT5C3B, whose product is annotated as 5'-nucleotidase, cytosolic IIIB. Gene Ontology annotation, cellular component: cytoplasm. Gene Ontology annotation, molecular function: 5'-nucleotidase activity; magnesium ion binding. Lineage: Eukaryota; Metazoa; Chordata; Aves; Tinamiformes; Tinamidae. The record is from RefSeq and is a predicted model, not a curated record.
AUGGCACCUUGUCCCCAAUGGGACGAGCUGCUCUUCCUGCGCGUGGCCGCGGGGGCACGGGUGCCCGAGCUGGAGAAAGGCACGGUCCGCAUCAAGCACCCGGCGCGGGUGGCGGGGAUCAUCCAGGCCAUGAAGGAGCAGGGGACGCACAAGCUGCAGGUCAUUUCCGACUUCGACAUGACGCUGAGCAGGUUCGGCUGCAACGGCAGGCGCUGCCCCACUUCGCACAAUAUCCUGGAUGACAGCCGUGUUGUUAGUGAAGAGGGCAGGAGGCAGCUGAAGGAUCUGCUGCACUAUUACUAUCCCAUCGAAAUUGAUCCCAACCGGACCCUGGAGGAGAAACGGCCCCUCAUGGUGGAGUGGUGGAGCAAGGCCCAUGCCCUGCUGUCGCAGCAGAAGAUCCUGAAGGGCGACAUACCCCAGAUUGUCCGGGAAUCCGACGUGAUGCUGAGGGAUGGAUUCGAUGAAUUAUUCAACCAGCUGCAUAAAUACAAUGUGCCCCUGUUCAUCUUCUCUGCUGGCGUGGGGGACAUCCUCGAAGAAAUUAUCCGUCAGGCCAAUGUUUUCCACCCAAAUGUCAAUGUGGUCUCCAACUACAUGGACUUCGAUGAUAAUGGAGUCCUCAGGUGUUUCAAGGCACCUCUCAUCCACACCUACAACAAGAACAACUCCGUGCUGCGGGGCACGGAGUAUUUCCAGCAGCUGAGCGCUCGGACGAGCAUCAUCCUGCUCGGAGACUCCAUGGGCGACCUGACAAUGGCAGACGGUGUCCCCAGCGUGGAGAACAUCCUCAAGAUUGGCUUUCUCAAUGACAAGGUGGAGGAGCGGAGGGGGAAGUACCUGGACGCCUACGACGUGGUGCUGGAGAGCGACGAGACGCUCGACGUGGUCAACGGGAUCCGCCGCUACGUCCUCACGGAGACCCCUGGGAGCCCAGGUCAGCGACGCGGCUGCAUUUUGGCGUCGGAAUCGGAUUGGGUUUCCCUCCGGCCCUGA